This is a messenger RNA of Ictalurus furcatus (blue catfish), 3278 nucleotides long. RefSeq names its product proline rich transmembrane protein 4a (gene prrt4a). The coding region runs from base 553 to 3081 and encodes 842 amino acids. The transcript has 4 exons. The record is from RefSeq and is a predicted model, not a curated record. Lineage: Eukaryota; Metazoa; Chordata; Actinopteri; Siluriformes; Ictaluridae.
UGUGAUCUUUUGUGUGGAGAAAGGUCUUGCCUUGCUAUGUUGCAGUUGCAGUUUACUCAGUGAAGUAAGACGAGGGGAAGUCAAACACCUAUCAGAGCUAAUCCACUCUUGGCAAAGAGAGCCGGACAGAGGAGCUCGGAUCAACACAACUGAAGGGAGAUCAGACACAUACACCGUAAGAGCGUUGGGGGAAGUGCAGUCAGAUAGGGGGUGUGUCAGGCAGAGUGUGUUUCAGAGAGAGAAGCUGAGGCAGGGAUGGGGUGUGUGUGAGUGUGUGUGGGGAGCAGAGCAGGAGUGAAUGCACUAAAACUCGCACACAUGCGCAGGAACCGACAGAAACGGAGACAGCUUUUCAGCAGCAGCUAAGGGAUUACUCCUAUUUUCGUCUCCAUCCUUCCUAGGGUGAGCCCCUUUCCUUUAGCUUUAACAAAUCGUAUGUGCAUGUGUCUUUAACUGCUACUGGGUUUGAGAAUGUACAUCACUGAAUGCAGCUGCUGAGAAAUAAGUCCAGUGCUGGUCAUGUGGACCAUAUAAACAUGCAUCAUCCAGAGAAUGAGGCUGCAUUCAGAAAAGAGAAGACGACCAGAAAAUGGGCCAAGAGGACUUGAAGGAGACGGGGAAAAACUGAGUGCCAGAGGAAUACUGGAGACCCGAGAUGGAGUACAACAGGACACAGUCAGCCCACAUGCUGCUUACCUGACUGGAGAUGGAGGAGACCAAGCAUGGACACAGACAAGCCCUGUUAAAGAGCACAAAGAGGUCCAUCCUGCUGGCAGCUUACUGUGGAGCAGGCAGACAUCAAGAGCCAAUACGGACACCACUACUCCAUCAAUAACUACUCCACCAAAAACACAAAACUCUUGGCCAGCUACUCAUGGUGAGACUGGCCAUUCAUCACUAACCACCUUAUUAGCAACACUGGGGUCAUCCCCCAAUCCAGUCUCCCAGGCCCAGAGCAAGGUAUUCAAAGCACCAGCAUAUACAACGUCUCCUGACCAAAGGAGACAUGAAAUGAGGCUUAGCGAUAUCUGGGUAAUGGGGGAGCCCAAAGCUACUGCUCAAAGAUCAGAUGACACAGGUUUGAAACAAAAGCAAACAGACCUAUUGACUACUCUACAGGAUGAUAGAAGAAUGGUAGAGGAGUUCACCAGGAGGCCACCUCACCUUGGUACCAAUUCCCCUAGAGGCUUGCUUUUACUUGAUGACUGGAAUGAUGACUUCACUGAAUCCUCCUCCCAGCCUGACUGCAAUAUUGACAACACAGGCAUCUGCAACUCCUCCAACCCUCUCUGGAGCCUUGGUCUCCCUGACAACCUCUCCAGUGCCCUGACUCCUGCUUCCCCAAUGCCCUCUCCUGAGAAUAUGACCCCACCUCCUUCUAUAAUAAUGACCCCACCUCUUUUGGUGCCAUUAUUUUCAGACUGGAAUGCUGCAGUGGCAACGUGGGGCCUGGCGUGGGAGCUGCAGGUAUACGGGCUGGGUUGUGUGUUCUCUCUGGUGGCUGUAUUGUCUGCACUAAGCUUAUUGUGCCUCCCUCUGUGCCAGCCGUCUGAUUGUGCCAACUUCACUCUUCUGCAUCUCCUGCAGCUGCUUAUUGGCUCAAGUCGGGCUUUCUGGCUUAUCUAUGACCCCUAUGGUCAGAGAGAGCGACUCCCUGUGGCCUGGGCACGGUUCCUACAUGAGGCCGGCUACCCAUGUUUAACCGGAGCUUUAGGCAUGCUGCUUGUGCUGCUUUCUCCUCAGCUACUCUCUCAGAAUGCACUGCGGCGGUGUAUUUGCUUGCUGGCCGCACUCAUGCUGCUUCACAUGGCCACAGUUAUGGGCGCAGUUGGAAUAUUAUGGAUUUUCCCUUCCUUCCCUGUCAUUUCUCUGCUGCCCCCUGCAGCCUUCCUGCUUCUCUCGUGUCUCCUCUCCACUUCAUACCUGCUGCUCUACUGCUGUGCCCGUGUCGAGGCCAAGCAUAUCUACAGGCUGAGGGAGAAUUCCCCUGAUCGCCGGGCAUGCCAAGCCAGCCAAUACCCCCUCAGUGAGGCACGCAUGUGGGAGCGGGCAGCCGGAAUGGGACUGUUCGCAGCACUUUUCCUACUGGCAUGUGCAGGACUCAGGCUCUAUGCGAUUCUGCAUGCACUGGGACUGACUGGCGGCAGAAUGGGGCUUAUGCCCUGGCCCUGGUGGGUCUUUCAACUGAGCUGCAGAGUAUGUGAGGCAUGCGUUUGUCUCACUCUAGCUCUCAUUCUCACACACCCUCUCCUCUGCUGUGGAGUAGCUCGCCCAAAACUAAGUCGCUGGAACUCAUGGUUCGGCAGGUCAUCCGCCAGGAACACAGUGAUAUCCAAACCCCAAAUCCUGUCAAGUGGCUGGACCAAGAAGACUGGAGAGACACUGCAUGAAAGCAUGUCACGGCAUGAGAGUGAGAGUGUGCCACUUUAUACACUAGCAGAGCUGCCCCUAGGAGAACCAGAAGGCCUGGACCUUAACUAUCCCAGCAGCCCUCAGCUUGCCCCUGCACAACUUUCUAAAAAUGGGCUUUUGGUCUCCCAGUCUUCCUUCAUCAGCCUGUACUGUGAUUCUACAGUAGAUCUGAGGCCUCCGUCUCCGAUUGACCUGCGGCGAAGCAUUGAUGAGGCUCUAAACAGUGAGGCUCUGUUCCAUCGCAGCCUGUUCAGCUCCUCCAGGCUGUCCCUUAGCACGCGGGGGCCUCCAGAUGGUCAGCCAUGCAGAGGAAUACCUGCAGAACCAUCCCUUUACCGCACAGCAUCAUGUGGGGAUGUGGAUUUGCCUUCUGCACCGUCACCACCUGUACUAAGGAGCAGCACAGCAUGGAAGACCUCCAACUUCAGCUCCUUACGUGGAGGAACUAGAAGUCAUGGAGGUCAGGCAUCUUUUUAUACUGGCUUUGGCUCUGGGCGCCACACUCAAAAGCAAUACAGGGCUCUGGGCUCCAUUUCUUCCAGAGAGCGUUUGUAUGAUCAGCAACAUAUUCGCACACAAGCUGAUGAACUGGCUGUGCAAGCGGAAUUCAUUAAUGUCUGCAGACAGAUAGAUGCACUGAGUGUCUGCAGUGACACCAUCGAACUGUAGGUUAAUGGGACACAUCAGGACUGAGUGGAGUGGCUCUGAGGGUAGAGAAUGUCUAUAGUCCUAUAGUCUAUAGUUAUUUUUGAUAGAUGUAUGGAUUUUGCUCCAGAAAUGUACAUUCCUAUUGAGUUGCACAUGGAAAUAUGUUAAAAGGCACCGUCACAGUUUGGGCAAUUCGUUUGUUUUUGGUAAUACAACUG